Molecule: messenger RNA, 918 nt
Organism: Hyaloscypha bicolor E
Lineage: Eukaryota; Fungi; Ascomycota; Leotiomycetes; Helotiales; Hyaloscyphaceae
Product: Isochorismatase hydrolase
Exons: 10
Coding region: 1-918 (305 amino acids)
Source: RefSeq, a predicted model, not a curated record
AUGUUGCUCAAAAACAUUGCUCAAGUCCUCCUGCCUGCCGCAAGUCUGGUGAACGCUCAGUUCUCAAUUGGCACUUAUACCUCUCUUGUCGGUGGACUGGACACAAAUUCGAGUUUGCUGGGGAAUUAUUAUAACUAUUGGAUCAAAUCUACGUCCGGAAUCUGGGACCUCACACGCUCAGCUCUGGAGCCAACAACAAGCACGGGGGUAUACACCAUCCCAUGCCAUGGGAGUCGUAAAAAUAUUACUAUCGAAGCGAGUAGGAGCGCGUUGGUGAUUAUUGACAUGCAAAAUUUCUUCCUCCAUCCAGGGCUCAGCCCGAAAGCUGAUGCGGGAAGAGGAGUUGUGAGCGCGACUGUGAAUAUGAUUACCGGGUUCCGAAAGGCAGGGGUGAAGGUUUUGUGGACGAAUUGGGGAUUAGAUAACUACGAUCUCAUCACGAUGCCUCCUGCAUUCUUAGAUGGCUUCUCUAACAACCAUUCAUCAACAACAACAUUCGGUUCAGAUAUGGGUAUUGUCCCAGGGACCAAUAUUUCAGCGGGUGCGAAACUGAUGCGUGGGUCUUGGAAUGCGAGGCCGUAUGGGCCGCUUUAUGAUUUGCAAGUUGAGGGUGUGAAGAGUGGGACGGAUCUUUACUUCAACAAAAAUCGACUCUCCGGGCUCUGGGGCGCUCAAACACCGCUCGGUCUCUAUCUUCAAGAAAACGAGAUCACGACUCUGUUCUUCGGGGGCGUGAAUGCGGAUCAGUGUGUUUGGGGAACAUUCUUGGAUGCUUACUAUAAGGGUUUCGACAUCGUGUUCGUAGAAGAUAUCGCAGCGACGACAAGUCCAUAUUAUGCGACGCAAAUGGUGGUAUAUAACGCGAAUUUAGAUAGCUUUCUAGCGAACUCGACGGAGAUUCUGCCUGCUGUUUCUUGA